Fusarium coffeatum is the source of this 1362-nucleotide messenger RNA. RefSeq lists its product as uncharacterized. Lineage: Eukaryota; Fungi; Ascomycota; Sordariomycetes; Hypocreales; Nectriaceae. The transcript is spliced from 2 exons. The record is from RefSeq and is a predicted model, not a curated record. Gene Ontology annotation, biological process: transmembrane transport. Gene Ontology annotation, cellular component: fungal-type vacuole membrane. The coding region runs from base 1 to 1362 and encodes 453 amino acids. Gene Ontology annotation, molecular function: transmembrane transporter activity.
AUGGAUUGCCACCAAGUCACCUCUCGCGCCCUCUACGAGGAAGACGAUGUCAUCAACCAUGUGAAUCAAGUCGAUGCAGAGAACGGCGAUGUGAAGACUGGCGCGGAUCUCGAAAAGCACCAAACCGCCGCAUCGACAGCCUCUUAUCAGGAGACAUACCCUGAGGGCGGCUUGCAGGCCUGGUCCGUGGUUGCUGGUUCGUGGUUCUCUCUAUUCGCUUCGCUAGGACUAAUGAACACUCUGGGUACCUUUCAGGCCUAUGUUCUCGACAACCAACUCACAGACUAUAGCGAGGGCACCGUUGGUUGGGUCUUUUCUAUUUACACCUUUCUCGCCUUCUUUUGCGGUGUCUAUAUUGGACCUGUAUUUGACAAGUACGGUCCCAGAUGGCUUGUCAUUGCAGGUGCGGCUUUCACUGUUGGUGGCAUGAUCUUUAUGAGUUUUGCUACUCAACUUUGGCACUUUGUAGUCGCCUUUGGUCUGCUCUGUGGUUUUGGGUCGUCGCUGCUUUUCACCCCUUCGAUCGCCGCCGUUGGACACUUUUUCAAGGCUCGACGUGGCCUGGCCACUGGUGUUGCAUCUACUGCCGGUGGAAUUGGUGGUAUCAUCUACCCCUUCCUGUUGACGCGGCUAAUCGAUAAGAUCGGUUAUGGAUGGGCAACUCGAGUUAUUGCUCUCAUCUGCCUUGUCUGCAGUUUGAUCGGUAUCAGCCUCCUCAAAUCUCGACUUCCUCCGGCCAAGGACGCAACCGCACACCCUAAUUUUCGAAUCUUUAAGAGCCUGCCUUUCCUUUUCACUACGAUCGGUGUCUUCUUACUCGAAUUCUCACUCUUCAUCCCUCUCGGCUUCAUCUCAACGUAUGCUCUGCAUAAGGGCUUUGGCAAGGAAUUUUCUUACAACCUCAUCCCUAUUCUCAAUGCUGGUUCAGUCAUCGGCCGAAUUCUUCCUGGCUACUAUGCCGAUGUCAUCGGUCCUUUCAACGUCAGCAUCCUUGCUGUCAUCCUGGCCAUCGUGGCCUGUUUUUGCGUUUGGCUCCCUCUCGGUGGAACGACAGCUGGUGUCAUCAUCUUCACCGUACUCUUCGGUUUCUCCUCUGGCACCAGUAUUGCGAUCGCCCCUGUCUGCAUUGGAAGACUGUGCAAGACACAAGAGUAUGGACGAUACUAUGCUACAGCAUACACAAUUGUGUCUUUCGCUUGUCUGAUUGGUAUUCCCAUUGGUGGCAGUACUGUUCAGGCUAAUGGAGGCGAGUACUGGGGACUCAUCAUCAUGACCGGCGCUAUCUACGUAGGAUCUAUGAUCUCACUCUUCUUGGCUAAGGUUACCCUUCUUGGAUGGAGCAACUGGAAGGCCGCCCUUUGA